This is a messenger RNA of Drosophila gunungcola (fruit fly), 677 nucleotides long. RefSeq names its product pterin-4-alpha-carbinolamine dehydratase (gene Pcd). Gene Ontology annotation, molecular function: 4-alpha-hydroxytetrahydrobiopterin dehydratase activity. Gene Ontology annotation, biological process: tetrahydrobiopterin biosynthetic process. The transcript has 3 exons. Bases 30 to 605 code for a protein of 191 amino acids. NCBI's taxonomy places the organism in Eukaryota, Metazoa, Arthropoda, Insecta, Diptera, Drosophilidae. The record is from RefSeq and is a predicted model, not a curated record.
ACAACAAACAAACUAGUUUUAAAACAAAAAUGUUAUUAACAAUUAAAUGCGCUCAGAUUUUGAUUAAGCCAGAGUUUCAGAAAGUGGCCAAUCUGCUUGGCAGUCGACUUAAAUCUGGUUUAUCCCACGGCAUUGCAACAACAGCAACGAGUGGCAGCAGCGUUUCGCAAAUCUCAGUUCUGUAUUCGCCAGCAGCGAGAAAAGUAGCAACUGGUGGCAGCUCAAACAGCUCAAGUCUCCGGCGAUUCUACGGCACCGAACACACUCAAUCCCCAGCAAGCACAUCGAAAAAACGCAAAAUGGUGGUGCGACUAAACGAACAGGAGCGUGCUGAGAAGCUGCAACCCCUUCUUGAAGCCGGCUGGACUUUGGUGGAGGGCCGCGAUGCCAUUUUCAAGCAGUUCAUCCUGAAGGACUUCAACCAAGCCUUCAGCUUCAUGACGGGAGUGGCCCUGCUGGCUGAGAAGAUCAACCAUCAUCCCGAGUGGUUUAACUGCUACAACAAGGUGGACGUCACUCUGUCCACCCACGAUGUUGGAGGUCUCAGUUCGCAGGACAUUCGCAUGGCCAAUCACCUGGAGACCGCGGCCAAUUUGUUGAAAUAAACGCAUUGUUAUACUAGUUGCUAGUUUUGUCUAUAAUCUCUGGAGUCCAAUAAACACUCAACUCAGCAUGGA